Ophidiomyces ophidiicola is the source of this 1068-nucleotide messenger RNA. RefSeq lists its product as uncharacterized. The coding region runs from base 1 to 1068 and encodes 355 amino acids. NCBI's taxonomy places the organism in Eukaryota, Fungi, Ascomycota, Eurotiomycetes, Onygenales, Onygenaceae. The transcript is spliced from 2 exons. The record is from RefSeq and is a predicted model, not a curated record.
AUGGCCUCCAGCCAACCGUUUCCUCCUUUCAUCCCCGAUGUCGAGAACUUCCCUGAAGUCAAUCCGUAUCCAGGCAAACCGCCUUCGAACAACACCAUAGAUGAAGAGGAGGACCGUGAUGGCGGUGGCGAUGAUAUUGCUUUCGGGGAGGACGCUGAUUUUCAGUCUCACUACACAUCGUGUCCUCCGAUAGCAGAACGAGACUACUCAAUAUCUACUUCGGGCGAUAAUGAGAGGGAAGAGGAGGAAGAGGAUCACGACGAUGAAGAUGAAGAUGAAAAUGAUGACGACGAAGAAGAUGCAAAUGUUGGUGAUGGCGGAAUCGCCCUUCACAAACGCCUCCUCCAAUCAACGGGUUCUUUACCGAAUACCUUCGCUCCGCCCUUUUAUAAUCGUCCACCUACGCCACUACCCCCGUCGCCCUCACUAACAUCUUUACUUCGACCUUCCUUUUCCGCACAUACGUCCCGGCCAACUACGCCGGAUAGUUCUGAUGUGGAGACGCCUAAUGAUACGGAGGCGGCGGUGGCGAAGUCGGCGCGGAUCGCGACGACAGUGCCCAGGGCGAGUCCGAAAGUGCCGACCUAUGAGUAUUAUGGGUUUGUACUCUAUUUAGCUUCGUCGUUGGCGUUUUUAAUAUACCUAUUGUGGUCCUUCCUACCCUCACCUUUUCUCCACCAGCUGGGUAUAUACUACUAUCCCAAUCGCUGGUGGUCCCUCGCCAUCCCGUCCUUCCUCGUAAUGACGCUGGUCUAUAUCUAUGUCGCCCUUGCAGCGUACAACACCGGAUAUUUAACCCUUCCCAUGAAUAGCAUUGAGAACCUCGUCGACGAUGCAGCAAACAUUGCAGUAAUAGAUAGUAAGGGCAGGCGCCGGCUUGGUGGAUCGGAGAAAAUGAAUCCAGAUGUGACCACUGCACUGACGAUGAAUGCUCAGAAGAAAAGGCUGGAGUGGAAGGCAAUUUGGAAUGAGGGGACGGAUGCGGUGAUGGAUAUUCCUAUUGGUGGCGUUUGUGAAGUCCUAUAUGGUGGUGAAGGACUAAGUGAGGAUGGGAGCUUGGAAUUCUGA